AAGGGCAAGGGCAAGGAGGUCGCGGAGCCAGCCAAGAAGAAGGCCAAGAAGGGAGUCGAGGCGGCUGAUGAGAAAACGGAGGAAGUGAAGGGUGCUGCGAAGAAGGGGAAGAAGGCCGCGGGGGAUAAGGCGGAGGAGGUGAAGGAGACGGCGACAAAGAAGGGGAAGAAGGCAUCUGCGGCCGCCGAGGACAAGGCGGAGGAGGUCAAGGAGACGGCGACGAAGAAGGGGAAGAAGGCUACUGAAGCUGCUGGGGAUAAGGCGGAGGAACCCGUCGUCACCAAGGGCAAGGAGGUCGUCGCUGCUGCCGUCGGCGCGACCACUGCGGCUGCCAAGAAGGGGACCAAGAUCGCGAAAGCUGCUGCCGCAGCUGCGGUCGAGGCUGCCCAGGAGGAUGAGGAGAUGCCUUCGGAUGAUGAGGAGGCGCACGGCUACUCUUCCUCGGACGGAGAGGCUGACUCGUCCGACGACGAAUCAGAUGGCGAAGACGUGGCGGUUCGCGAGGCAGGGAGGAAGAUUGACAUGAAGGGUCUCCCGAUGGUAGCCAAGGACGACAAGAGCGUCGCUGCCAGGCUCAAGAAGGCCAACAAGAAGAAGGACGAUGCCAAGGGCACCCUCUACCUCGGCAGAAUACCGCACGGUUUCUACGAGGACGAGAUGAAGGAGUACUUUGGUCAAUUCGGCGAGGUCUCCCGCUUGAGAUUGGCUCGGAACCGUCAGACCGGCGCGUCCAAGCACUACGCCUACAUUGAAAUGUCUUCCGGCUCUGUCGCUCAAAUCGUCGCCGAGACGAUGAACAACUACCUGCUCAUGGGACAUCUCCUCAAGUGCCACGUUCUUCCCGCGGACGAUAUCCACCCCGAGCUUUGGGCCGGAGCCAACAAGAAGUUCCGCGUCAUUCCCCGUGCCCGGCUAGAGAAGGCUCGGCAAGACAAGCCUCGUACACAGGAGCAGAAGGACAAGUCAAACCAGAACGUUCUGAAGAAGCAGGAGAGCCGGAAGAAGAAGAUCCAGGAGAAGGGGAUCGAUUACGAGUUUGAA
Molecule: messenger RNA, 1041 nt
Organism: Dioszegia hungarica
Lineage: Eukaryota; Fungi; Basidiomycota; Tremellomycetes; Tremellales; Bulleribasidiaceae
Exons: 6
Biological process (GO): maturation of LSU-rRNA from tricistronic rRNA transcript (SSU-rRNA, 5.8S rRNA, LSU-rRNA)
Cellular component (GO): nucleolus
Molecular function (GO): RNA binding
Source: RefSeq, a predicted model, not a curated record